AUGCCUGGCUACACUAGUCCUUCCUUCGCUCCCUCGGCGGAUAUGAUCGAAAUGAAGAACAAUCUUCUCACCGAUGUCGAGAUAAACACUCCAAUCCACCCACCCCUCAAAGAACACCGACAAACCUUCAUCAUUCUACAUGGGCGUGGAUCUUCAACUGAAGAAAUUGCGCCUGCCCUACUAUCGUCUACAAACUCAAAAAACGAGGCGCUUCAAAGUGCCUUUCCUCAUGCCAAGAUCAUAUUUCCUACUGCAACAAGAAGCCGACCUUACAUCUUCAAAGAAGUCCGAACAGAAAGCUUCAGUUCAUUGCUUAUACAUCAAUGGUUUGGCAACUGGUUUCUCCAAAAUUACCUUUCGGAACGGGAAAAGCUUUCUGUUCCGGGAUUGUAUGCAUGUUGCUCUUAUAUGCAUAAGUUACUCAAACGAGAGAUUCAACCAAUAGGCAAAGUGAAUAUCGUACCAUGGGGUUCAAGGCAGGGUGCUGUGCCGGCUUUAAGCACACUGUUCACUUGGGAUGGAGAGCCUUUUAUUGCACUGGUUGGAAUGAGUGAGUGGCUACCAUUCAGCAACUGGCUGUGGGAUUUCACCCAUGGAGACGAUUCAGAUUUACAUCGCAAUCCAUGGUAUGAUCCUGAUUCCUACUGCCGAAGGAGCAUGAAGACAGCCCAGAUUUCGACUGGCCAACAAAGGCAAUAA
This is a messenger RNA of Hyaloscypha bicolor E, 699 nucleotides long. RefSeq lists its product as uncharacterized. The record is from RefSeq and is a predicted model, not a curated record. Gene Ontology annotation, cellular component: cytoplasm. Gene Ontology annotation, biological process: protein depalmitoylation. NCBI's taxonomy places the organism in Eukaryota, Fungi, Ascomycota, Leotiomycetes, Helotiales, Hyaloscyphaceae. The coding region runs from base 1 to 699 and encodes 232 amino acids. The transcript has a single exon. Gene Ontology annotation, molecular function: palmitoyl-(protein) hydrolase activity; carboxylic ester hydrolase activity.